AUGCAGUCUCCUGGAAAAUCUCUGAAGGAAGCUCUGCUGUGUGCUCAGAGCGAGGAGCGACUCACUGUUGGAGUCUAUGAGAGCGCCAAAAUUAUGACUGAAGACCCGGACAGUGUGUCUUUCUGCGUCCUGGCCAUGGAUGAGGAGUUUGAGUGUGACAUCGCCCUCCAGAUCCACUUCACCCUCAUCCAGUCCUUCUGCUUCGACAACGACAUCAGCAUCGUCAGAGUGAGCGACAUGCAGCGUCUGGUGGAGAUUGUUGGGGACAAGGCGGAACAGUUUGAAGAUGCGCACUGCGUCCUCAUCACGAACCCGGCUGACGGGUCUUGGGAGGACCCCGCUCUGCAGAAGCUGCACCUGUUCUGUGAGGAGAGCAGGCAUCUGAACGACUGGGUUCCUGAGAUCAGCCUCCCCGAGCGCUGAUCUGGGACCUGCUCCUCACUCGCUCAGAUGCUGCAAAGCUUCUUAUCUGGAAAUACUCAUCCUGAUGGACAGGAUGACCCUGUUUCUGCUCAUCCCUGGAUACUCCUGAGGAGGAUUCCCGUCCAGGCAGCACGGCGCCGGCCCGAGGGGCCCCC
Messenger RNA from Pundamilia nyererei, 578 nucleotides. RefSeq names its product growth arrest and DNA damage-inducible protein GADD45 gamma-like. Gene Ontology annotation, cellular component: nucleus; cytoplasm. Lineage: Eukaryota; Metazoa; Chordata; Actinopteri; Cichliformes; Cichlidae. The record is from RefSeq and is a predicted model, not a curated record. The transcript has 3 exons. Gene Ontology annotation, biological process: regulation of cell cycle. The coding region runs from base 1 to 423 and encodes 140 amino acids.